AUGGCCAAAAUAUUCUCCAUCAACGGCAAGGGCCUAAAACUCGAUACCGCGGCGGACAUCGAAACCCAUGCGAAACCGCUGCUCGAGGACAACACAUUCACAGAAGUCCACCUCGGUGGUAACACCCUCGGUGUCGAAGCCUCGGAACGUCUUGCAACCGCUCUUGCAACUCAAAAGAACCUACAAGUCGCCAACCUCGACGAUAUCUUCACAUCGCGCCUUCUGUCCGAGAUCCCCCCCGCGUUAUCUGCGUUAUUGAAUGCCCUGCUCGAGGUUCCCAAUUUGCAUACCAUCAACUUGUCCGAUAAUGCAUUCGGACUCAACACGCAAGCGCCACUUGUCGAUUAUUUGUCGCGGGCUGUGCCGCUUCGUCAUUUGAUUCUCAAUAAUAACGGGUUGGGUCCCAAGGCUGGCGUGCUUGUCGCUGAUGCGCUUACGGAGUUGGCAGCACAAAAGGAGAAGGCGCGUCAUGAGGGCAAGGACGUUCCUUUGCUAGAGUCAAUUGUCUGUGGACGCAAUCGUCUCGAAAAUGGAAGUAUGGAAGCCUGGGCUUCGGCAUACAAGGCGCAUGCGAAAGGUAUGCGCUCUGUGAAGAUGACGCAGAACGGUAUUCGUCAGGAAGGAAUCUCGCUGUUAUUGAAGGAUGGGUUGAGUCAUGCGUCGGAGUUGGAGGUUCUCGAUUUGCAAGAUAAUACGUUUACGUUACUCGGAUCCAGUGCGUUGGCUAAGGUUGUGCAAGGAUGGGCUUCGUUGCGCGAGUUGGGUGUUGGAGAUUGUCUGCUUUCGGCCCGCGGUGGUGUCAAGGUUGCACAGGCUCUUGCGGCUGGUAAAAAUGAAAAGGUUGAAAUCUUGCGCCUGCAAUACAACGAUAUUAAUGCAGAGGGUGUGAAGCAAUUCUUGUUCGCGGCCAAGAAUUCUUUGCCAGCUUUGAAGCGAGUUGAAUUGAACGGAAAUAAAUUUUUGGAGGAGGAUGCUAAUAUUGAGGAGCUCCGCGUACUGCUCGAGAAGAGACAAGAAGAGCAGGGUACAGAUGAAGAUGCCGAGGAUGCUUGGGGUCUUGAUGAGCUAGACGAACUUGAGGAAGACGAGGAAGAAGACGAAGAGGAUGAGCAAGACGAGGAAGAGGAAGAGGAGGAAUUAAAGACACAUUUGGCUGACAAGAUUUUGAAGGAGACUAUUCGCGCCGAGGAUGAGCCCGUCAGCCAGAAGAAGGAUGAUGAUGUGGACGCGUUGGCUGAUGCUCUUGGCAAGACUGGUAUUUAA
This is a messenger RNA of Talaromyces amestolkiae, 1263 nucleotides long. RefSeq lists its product as uncharacterized. The transcript has a single exon. Lineage: Eukaryota; Fungi; Ascomycota; Eurotiomycetes; Eurotiales; Trichocomaceae. The coding region runs from base 1 to 1263 and encodes 420 amino acids. Gene Ontology annotation, cellular component: nucleus; perinuclear region of cytoplasm; cytosol. Gene Ontology annotation, molecular function: small GTPase binding; GTPase activator activity. Gene Ontology annotation, biological process: nucleocytoplasmic transport; activation of GTPase activity. The record is from RefSeq and is a predicted model, not a curated record.